Messenger RNA from Trypanosoma rangeli, 996 nucleotides. Its product is annotated as phosphatidylcholine:ceramide cholinephosphotransferase 2. The coding region runs from base 1 to 996 and encodes 331 amino acids. Gene Ontology annotation, biological process: ceramide biosynthetic process. The record is from RefSeq and is a predicted model, not a curated record. Lineage: Eukaryota; Euglenozoa; Kinetoplastea; Trypanosomatida; Trypanosomatidae. The transcript has a single exon. Gene Ontology annotation, molecular function: ceramide cholinephosphotransferase activity; sphingomyelin synthase activity. Gene Ontology annotation, cellular component: endoplasmic reticulum membrane; Golgi membrane.
AUGGAAGUUGCGUGGCCUUCGGGGUCCCUGCCGCUGAAAACACAGGCCAUUCGUUUUAUAGCAGUGCUUUUUAUUUCUAUUUGUACCCUCGCCUGUGCACUAGUGGUGACCAAUGCAAGAAUGCCGGACCCCAAGGUUGCUCGGCCGCUGCCCGAUGUUCUUUUCGAGUUGUUUCCAAAAGUUAGAUGGCUAGAAAAUAUGACGGAUGUUUGUAUAGGCUUUCUUAACAUGCUUAGUGCACUGGUCUUGUUUAAGUUGUACCUGCUUCAUCGUCAGAGUGAGGAACUCAAUGAACUACGGCUUCCAUUUCAGAUCCCAUUUGUUAGCAAGUUCAUUUUUGGCGUCUGGGAAGGAAGCCAGGAUACAGGAAUUGAAAGGCGAGACGUGCAUUUGAUUGCUUGGAUUCGUUUUGUAACAACGUACUUUAUAAUUUUGCUGUUUCGUUCACUUGUUAUUGUCAUGACGUCGUAUCCUGCGACAGACAAUCACUGCCAGAAGCCAGUGAAAAUUACAAAUCCGGUGAAAAACAUCAUUUUGGCGGUGGUAACGUUUGGUUAUGGGGCAACUCACUGCGGGGAUCUCAUGUUUAGCGGUCAUACGGUCAGCGUCACGCUUGGUUUCAUGAUACAGUGGGUCUAUGGGCCCAUGUUGCACGGAAUAUUUCGACCCGUGUCUGUUAUAUUGGUUUUUCUUAGUUUCUACUUCAUUAUUGCCUCCCGUUCCCACUAUACAGACGAUAUUCUCGUCUCCUUCUAUGCGACGGCCGUGACCUUUCUAGCGUUGCGUCAUUCACCGGAGGGUGCCCCGCGACAACUGCAGCUUUUAAUUGGCUGGUGGCCGUGUUGUGGCUCUAGCAGGGCAAACGAGGGUGAGAGUAGCAAUGCCGUCCUGGUGACUGUUGAUACGCCUCCUCCAGAAGAAGAAUAUCAGAGUACAGUGGGGGUGGAUAUAAAAGACGAAAAUGCGGUUGCACUGGCUCGCACGCACAUGGUGUAA